Anopheles coluzzii is the source of this 797-nucleotide messenger RNA. RefSeq names its product PITH domain-containing protein GA19395. The transcript has 3 exons. Lineage: Eukaryota; Metazoa; Arthropoda; Insecta; Diptera; Culicidae. Gene Ontology annotation, cellular component: nucleus. Bases 112 to 744 code for a protein of 210 amino acids. The record is from RefSeq and is a predicted model, not a curated record.
UUGUAUUUAACGAGUGAUUGUUUACGUUGUGGUGUGGUGCGGAUUGUGCUUGUAACAUUGGUGGUAAAAUAUAUAUUUAUUUAUUAAAAUAUAAUAUAGAAAUAUCUAACAAUGCCGCAUGGACACUCACACGGUGGUGGCUGCGAACAUGAAGCAUUGGGAAUUGAAAAUGAAUUGGAAAUAGGUAUACAUUACAGUCUGUAUGAGAAGAUUGAUAUGAACAAUGUAGAAUGUCUGAACGAAGAGCUGGAAGGAUCUGGGAAGACUGUGUUUAAACCAUAUAAUGAGCGUUUAAAUCACGAUAAGUACGUGAAAAGUGAUGCUGACGAGGAACUGCUAUUUAACAUACCCUUCACCGGAAACGUGAAGCUGAAAGGUAUCAUCAUCAUCGGAGCAGACGAUGAAACGCACCCAAAAAAAAUGCGUCUGUUUAAAAAUCGCCCAAAAAUGACGUUCGACGAUACAUCCGCAUCGGCGGAUCAAGAAUUCUCCCUAGAGAAAGAUGCGAACGGUGUAUUCGAAUAUUCUACAAAAGUUGUUACGUUUGCAAACGUGCAUCAUCUUUCACUGCAUAUUCCUACCAAUUAUGGAGGCGAAAGUACGACCGUUUAUUAUAUAGGACUAAAGGGAGAAUUUAGUGAAGCACACCAUCACGGCGUGACAAUCUGUACGUACGAAGCACGUCCUAACGUUUCGGAUCAUAAAAAUAAUUUGUUCGAUUCUGUGAACCACCAAAUUCAAUGAUGUAAAAAGUAAGCAAUAAUCACGAUUGGGAAAUAUAAUAAUUUGCAAUAUGA